AUGCCAGAAGCCAUGGACCGGCUCGUCAUCCUAUGCCACCUUAUGAUUUUAUGUUUGAAUCCAUCCGGAGCCACCAGCCUCAUCACAGUGAAUGCAUUUGAAACAAGAGGUCAGCGCGUGUGCAAAGCGGGCAACAGCAAGCCGUGUUACAAGCUCGCUUACUUCUCCGACCUGCGACGGAGGUUGAAUUUCGCCGAGGCCGAACUAGCCUGCCGUCGGGACGGCGGGCAGCUGCUGAGCGUGGAGUCGGCGUCCGAGCAGAAGGUCAUCGAACAGCUCAUUACAGAGUUGAGGCCGACAGACGGAGACUUCUGGAUCGGACUCCGGCGUAACCACGGUGAUGAGGACAGCAGCGGGAGCAGCGAUUGUUCGUCGCAGUACCGCUGGUUGGAUGGCACAAAGUCAACAUUUAGGAACUGGCACUGGGAUGAGCCAUCGUGCGGCUAUGAGGUGUGCGUGGUGAUGUAUCACCAGCCAUCCGCUCCGCCGAGCCUUGGCGGCCUUUACAUGUUUCAGUGGAAUGACGACAACUGUGAAACCAAGCACAAUUUCAUCUGCAAAUACACAGCAGACAAGACAGCUGUUUCUUCUCCGCCCAACUCUACACAUGCAGACAUCUUCCCCUCAUCGGUGCCUUGGAAUCCAAGCGACCACAAUGCAAAGAGGAGUACAGCAUUGAACGUGAUCUACAUCAUCAUCCCCACAAUUCCGCUCAUUCUCCUGCUGCUGACGGUAACCUGUGUCUGCUGCUUCAAAAUGCUCGUCGCGAGACGGACGAAAAAGCAGAAGUCAGAAGUAACGUUGACGGACACGGGCCCGACGACAGCCGACGUGUAUAAUGUGAUUCGCUCCCAAAAAGAUGACGACUUGGUAUCUGCGCGCCCGCAUACCAAAAACACGUCCUUUCUGUGCUCGUCCCCUGACACCCCCACGGGCGAUUACGACAACCUCGGAGGCCGCGACACCGAGAGCGGCUUUGUAACUCUGGCCAGCACUGAGAGCUGCUUCCUUAACUUUGACCUCAAUGACCUCAGCUUGGGUCGUCGUGGGACGCGCGACCUCUACAACAGCAGCUUAGGUCGCCCGGCGAAGAAGGAGGCAAUCGACGGGAGUCCGGCUCGACCUGGACAGUUUUACGAGCGCAGUCUAGGCCGGCGCACCACCAAAAGCGAGCAUUUCGGUAGCGGCGGCGCCUACGGGGACCAUGAGUUAUUUGACGACAUCCUUGCCGCGAAGAGGGAGCUCUACGAGCCUAAAGUGGCGACCGGGAGUGACGCUGUCAAGGCUGAUAUGUAUCAGACCUACAGCAACAAUGGCAAAGUGGACUCUUACCAAAGCAUUCUGGGAACAUACGGAGGUCGUAAACCUUACCAGGCCACGCUGGAUAGCUACAGAGGCGGCUUGAAUCUCAAUGGAGGAAGGAGAUACCUGGAUGAACAACAGUGGCUGGACAGCGAGAAGUACUGA
This is a messenger RNA of Nerophis lumbriciformis (worm pipefish), 1467 nucleotides long. The record is from RefSeq and is a predicted model, not a curated record. Lineage: Eukaryota; Metazoa; Chordata; Actinopteri; Syngnathiformes; Syngnathidae.